AUUAUUUUAUUACACAUUUUAUGUUUCAAACAUUAAGCUUUCAAAUGUCAGCGGGUAUAUAUAUACCGUUUUUUUUUUUUAUUUUAGAAGUGGUGUAAAAUUUUUUAAUUAAAAUGGCUAAGUCUACUGCCAUGUUUUCUCAACUUCAGCCAUGGAGUUCAGUGGCAGCUCAACCCUGUAUGGAGCAGACAGUUGGCGCACCCAUAACAACACGCGUUGGAAAUUACUAUCAAACGCCUAGACCACAUCCAUGGCGCCCAACAUUGGGAUUUGAAAAUAUUGAAGUGAUGCCACUGCCCAGCCAACCUGUCACCAAUGCUCUAUCUGAUCCCUGUUACACUCCUUAUGGAAUGAUAACGGAACCCUUGAAAUUUCCCAACUUAGUUACCGGUUUCGAAAGAAAUCCCGCCCACGCAGCUAGGGCUGCUUUGUAUACACGUUAUACGCCUAUGGAGUGGUGUCAGGGGAACAUAGCUAAAUACAAUGAAGCGGAUACAAUGAGAAAUUACUCAGAAAGGCUUAGAGGGGACUUUAUCCGGGUUUUAAGGUACUUAUGA
Molecule: messenger RNA, 557 nt
Organism: Agrilus planipennis (emerald ash borer)
Lineage: Eukaryota; Metazoa; Arthropoda; Insecta; Coleoptera; Buprestidae
Exons: 3
Coding region: 114-557 (147 amino acids)
Source: RefSeq, a predicted model, not a curated record